Messenger RNA from Pistacia vera, 1756 nucleotides. RefSeq names its product RNA polymerase II C-terminal domain phosphatase-like 4. Bases 141 to 1691 code for a protein of 516 amino acids. Gene Ontology annotation, molecular function: RNA polymerase II CTD heptapeptide repeat phosphatase activity. The record is from RefSeq and is a predicted model, not a curated record. Lineage: Eukaryota; Viridiplantae; Streptophyta; Magnoliopsida; Sapindales; Anacardiaceae. The transcript has 9 exons. Gene Ontology annotation, cellular component: nucleus.
UCACUCAUCCUCGUCAUCUCCUCUUUCUCACGUCGUCGGGCGUCGGCUCGUCAUCUCCUCUCUCUCUCCGUCGCAAGACUCGCGGCUCUCCUCCCCACCAUUGCAGUCGCAGAUCGGUGUUUCAUUUCAAUGAUUAUCAGAUGAGUCUUGUGGCUGAUUCUCCUCUAAAUUCAUCCAGCAGCGACGACUUUGCUGCAUUUCUUGAUGCAGAGCUGGGAGGUAAGUCAGCCGAGUCAUCACCAGAUGAAGAAGCUGAAGUUGAUUUCUUUAAAGAUGAGGAAGCAGGGGAUGAAGAAGCUGAGGAUGAGGAAGCCAGGGAUGAAGAAGCUGAGGAUGAGGAGGCCGGGGAUGAUAAUGACCUCAACAACAAGAGGAUAAAAAGGUGCAAGGUGGAAGUGUUGGAAAGCAUACACGAACAGGGGUCAACUUCUUAUGCAACUCUAGAACAGCAAACAGAAGCAACUGCAAACGUGGACAUAUGUACACAUCCAGGAUCCUUUGGAGAAAUGUGUAUCCUUUGUGGGCAAAGGUUGGAUGAGGAAUCUGGUGUAACAUUUGGGUACAUACAUAAGGGUCUAAGGCUAGGAAAUGAUGAGAUUGUUCGUCUGCGCAACACAGACAUGAAGUAUUUGUUACGUCAUAGAAAGCUUUACUUAGUUCUUGAUCUUGAUCACACACUACUUAAUUCAACACUUCUUGCACACUUGACCCCAGAGGAGGAUUAUUUAAAAAGUCAAGCUGACUCUCUGCAAGAUGUUUCAAAAGGCAGCCUCUUCAUGUUAACCUUUAUGCAUAUGAUGACCAAAUUGAGGCCCUUUGUUCGCACAUUUUUGAAAGAAGCAAGUCAAAUGUUUGAGAUGUAUAUAUACACAAUGGGUGACAGGCCAUAUGCAUUAGAAAUGGCUAAGCUACUUGAUCCUACCAGGGAGUACUUCAGUGCUAGGGUGAUUUCUCGAGAUGAUGGCACUCAAAGACAUCAAAAGGGUCUUGAUGUGGUUCUAGGGCAAGAGAGUGCUGUACUGAUCCUUGAUGACACAGAAAAUGCGUGGGCGAAGCAUAAGGACAAUUUGAUACUGAUGGAAAGAUAUCAUUUCUUUGCUUCAAGUUGUCACCAAUUCGGCUACAACUGCAAAUCUCUUUCUGAAUUGAAGAGUGAUGAGAGUGACCCUGAUGGGGCACUUGCAUCUGUUCUCAAAGUUCUCAAGAGAGUCCACAACAUGUUCUUUGAUGAACUCAGGGGUGAUGUCACUGGCAAAGAUGUGAGACAGGUUUUGAAAACGGUCAGAAAGCAAGUAUUGAAGGAUUGUAAAAUUGUGUUCAGUCGUGUUUUCCCCACCAAAUUCCCAGCCGAAAAUCACCAUCUUUGGAAAAUGGCAGAACAAUUAGGAGCUACAUGCUUGACAGAACAUGAUUCAUCAGUGACACAUGUGGUCUCAACAGAUGCUGGAACCGAAAAGUCUCGUUGGGCUCUGAAGGAGAACAAGUUUUUAGUCCAUCCACGGUGGAUAGAGGCCGCCAACUUUUUGUGGCAAAAACAACCCGAAGAGAGCUUCCCUGUUAAACUGCCAAAUAAACCCGAAGAGAAGCCAAAACAACCUGAAGAGAACUUCCCUGUUGAACCGCCAAAACAACCCGAAGAGAAGCCAAAACAACCCAAAGAGAGCUUGCCUGUUAAACCACCAAAAGAUUGAGCAGUUGGUUAUUUCACAAUGUUCCUUCCCAGCCUCACCAAUUCAUUAGCCUUUGAUACAUCAAA